Lactuca saligna is the source of this 1179-nucleotide messenger RNA. The record is from the annotation of a GenBank genome assembly. Lineage: Eukaryota; Viridiplantae; Streptophyta; Magnoliopsida; Asterales; Asteraceae.
GGUUUGUUUAUCUUAUACACAAAGUUAAAUGGCAAUAAAUGAAAAUUAAGACCUCAUUUGUUCUUAUUGCAAUAAGGGUCCUUGUUUCUAAAUAUAUAGAUUUUUUUUUACUUAGUAACGGGAGGCUUUGUAAGUGGACUUCGAUAAUGGCCAAUCAACCUAACUCAAGUGGGGCGGGUGGUAGUGGUAAUCCCCCAUCAUCGACGCAACCUUCACCAGGGGGAUAUCCUCCGCCCGGAGAACAUACUGCACAAGGGUAUCCACCCGGAGGAAAUCCUCCAUCAUCUGGGCAACCUUCACCUGGUGGAUAUCCUCCACCUGGAGAACAUUCUCCACACGGGUAUCCACCUGGGGGAUACCCUAAGCACGGAGAACAUCCUCCACAAGGGGGGUAUCCACCACCCGGAGAACAUCCUUCACAAGGAUAUCCACCAACCGGAUAUCCUCCGCAAGAUUACUCACAAGGGUACCCACAAGGAUAUCCUCCCCACCAAGGAUAUCCUCCUCAACAAGGAUAUCCACCACAAGGAUAUCCUCCUCAACAAGGUUAUCCUCCACAUGGAUAUCCUCAACAAGGCUACUCGCCUUAUGGGUAUCCACAAGGAGGUCAUCCUGGUGCUUAUCCACCUGCAGGUUAUCCUGGUGCCCCUUCUGCGGGUGGAUACCCACCAGCGGGUUAUCCUCAUAGUGGAUAUCCUCAAGGUGCUCCUCCUGGUCAACAUGGAGGUACUCCUCCCGGUCAACAUGGAGCACAAAAAGGAGACAAGCUCCCUGGUGGCGUAAUGGGAGUGCUUGCUGGUGGAGCGGCAGCAUACAUGGCUCAUGGUCAUUAUGGGCAUGGUGGUCAUGGUCAUGGUUAUGGCCAUGGAAAAUUUAAGCAUGGCAAACACCAUCAUGGAAAAUACAAGCGUGGGAAGUUUGGUAAGCACAAGGGUCAUGGAAAAUUCAAGCUCUGGAAGUAAAUUAUGGAAAAUCUUGGAUAUGGUGAAAUUCUAUACAUGACAUGAGUUACGUAAAUUAGCAUAGACACACAUAUUUUCUUUUGAAUUAUAAGCUUAUUUUUUUUUUUUCUUCAUAUUAUCAUUGUAUAUAAACCGACUACAUGUUGUGAAAUAUUCGAUGAUAAAAAAUGCAACAUCCAAUAUAUAUAUAUAUAUCAAAUUCAAAAUUACAACAUAC